Messenger RNA from Colletotrichum lupini, 426 nucleotides. RefSeq lists its product as uncharacterized. The record is from RefSeq and is a predicted model, not a curated record. Bases 1 to 426 code for a protein of 141 amino acids. NCBI's taxonomy places the organism in Eukaryota, Fungi, Ascomycota, Sordariomycetes, Glomerellales, Glomerellaceae. The transcript has 2 exons.
AUGUUUUGUUGCGGAAAGAAGGACCCCGCGGAUGAGCAUUUUCGGGGACGGUGUCACGUCACCGGGGCGUCAGUGACGUACGUCCCGCGAGUUUAUUUGCUUCGCUUUGGCAGCUGUUCCCCACCGGAUUGGCUAAAAGCCGAUAACGAGCUUUCUUUGGGAAAGCACUCAAUUGAGUUUGUGGUGCUUGCCCCCGAGUCAGAAUCCAUGGCUUUCGGCGUUAGUUACUCAGCAACUUGGACGUCAGUCUUGGCCAACAUGUCGUGCCCCUCCUUGACGCCUUCUCAGGUCGGCUCUCUACUCAUGUUCGACUCUCACCAUGAUAACGCGCUUGCGUCUAGCAGAUCAAAGUCGCCCGGAAACCUGAGCGCAGCAAGAUCGAAUCUCUCCGCCUCGAGAUCCGUCAGGCUCGACUGGGAGAAGUGA